CUGUGGUCCUGUCCGGAUUUGCUGGUUGCAUUCACAACAUGGCCUGCGGUUUUACCAAAACUCGUUGGAGGAGCAGAACUCAUCCUUUACGUUUGUAACAAUAUCAAAAUCAUGGGGAUGCUUGAAAUGUUCAGCAGCUGAGGCAGGAUCCCUGGAGAAACAGAUUUAACACUUCAGGUCAACAACCUUUCAUCAGAUCAAAAUAUCAACACACUUUUUCUCCAUAGAUGCUGCCUGACCUGAGGAUUUCAGCAUGCUUUGCUCUUUUGGUUAUAGGGACUGGCUCAAGAGGAGUUGAAGCCAGCAUAGAUCUGCUGUGAUUCUACUGAAUGGUGGGGCAGACUUGAGGGCUGACUGGCCUACUCCUGCUCCUGUUUUCUUCUGUGGUAUCUAUCUCUGAGACAGUAGCCUGUGGGCUCAGGCACCACUCGGAAGACUUCAGCAUAAGUCUAGGCAGAAGUUGGCACUCCAGUGCAGCACCGAGGGUGUGCCUCCUUGUAGCAGGUUGCAUGAGACGUGAUUGAGGAAAAGGUAGUCUCAUGUCCAAUAUUGAUAACCUAGGAACACGUGUGUCAUCACAGUCAAAUAACAUGUGAAUCUGGCUUCCCACUGCAGUGGUGAGAAGGACAUUUUGCUUUGAUUUGGAUUGCAUUGAUUGAUGGGACCGUGCAGGAGUUGGGAGAAAUGCAGAUCUGAUGUUGCCUGGAGUGAUUUCGCCGCCUUCUGGUCUUCCCAAGGUACUACAGGGAGAUCUCUGUGCCAUUAACCUUGUUGAAAACAGAGCUCCAGUGGCAAUAGGCUUGGCCAAUAUGUCAACAACAGAGAUGCUUGCAGCUGGCAUGAAAGGAAAAGGCAUCACCACUCUCCACACGUAUCUGGACCAGCUGUGGGCGUUUGGAGAAAAGACUCACCCACCUGUCAUUGCACACAAGCAUGACGACUCUGAGCAGGUUGGAGAUCAAGAAGGGGAGGAGAAGGGAGAAGUCGUUAUUGAAACUGUUAGUAUUGAGAAUGUGACUGCGAUGCCCAGUACAGAGAGAGAGACACCAGACCUAGACAAUCUCUGUUUGAAUGUGGAAACGGAACCUGAAGCUGUAACCUCCCUCACAGAGCAAGCCAGUGACUGCGAGGUUGAAGCCUUGGAGAUCGUUCACUUAACAGAAAUGUCAAAAGAUGCCGAGAGUCAGCAGGAUGCCGCAGAAAACGUCAGAACUGCGCAGGAGCAGAUGGAUGAGGUCCUGCUGCAGUGUUUCCUUCAUGCUUUGAAGUGUAAAGUGAAGAAAGCAGACCUGCCACUGCUCGCGAGCACCUUCCUUAAGAUUCACAUGUAUCCCUGUUGCCCUGAAGGUCGAACUUUAGACAUCAAAAAAUCAAGCUAUAAGAAGCUCUCGAAGUUUCUCCACUCCAUGCAACAGAAGCAGAUCAUUCAGGUGAAGGAAUUCUCCAAAGGCGUCGAAAGCAUUGUAGUUGUGAAAUGGGAUCAUGCAGACCUGAAGUCCUUCAUAGUUCCUGAAAUAGCCACUGGUGAUGAAGUGAUGAAGGUUGACAGAGACACUGACAUAGUCUACCAACCACCCGAGAUCAGCUCCUUUUACAGUGUUUCCAGUAAAUUACUUCCCCUGUUUGAGCAUGCAGGACUCAAAAAAGAUGCCACCCUCUCGAGUGUUGAUGUUAGAAAUAUCGUCACAAAUUAUGUAAAAUCCAAUGAGCUAAUAGAUGACUGCAAUAAAAAUUACGUAAUUGUUAAUCCCACUCUUUGUGACUGCAUAUUGGAAAAAUCUGAGCACCACAUUGUCACUAAACUCAAAUGGGAUGACCUCUUUGCCAGGUGCCUGGAGAGGCUGCAGGAAUGUCAUCAAGUGACUUUCCCUGGGCAGAACCCAAUCAUUCGAAAGGGCAGCAUUAAACCCAUUGUCAUUGAUGUCGCACAACGAGCUUCAAACAAAAAGGUAACUCUGAUCAAAAACCUCGAAGUGUAUGGCAUAGAUCCUCAGAUCAUUGGAAACGCCCUUCAGUUAAGAGCUCAGGCCAGUGUCACCUUGAAUCAAGUCCCUGGAACAAAGGACAAGAUGGCCCUUCAGGUUCAAGGGAACCAGGUUAAUCAUGUUGCUAAGCUGCUAACAGAGGAGUACAGGAUCCCAUCAAAAUAUAUUCAAGGCUUGAAUAAAGCCCCAAAAGGUGGCAAGAAGAAGCGAUGAAGUGGUUCAUCAUGGUGACACGCAAUCCAGCCACAGCAAUAAACAGCCGGCAUGUGUUUCUGUCAGUCUUCUAGGCAACUCUUCAAUUAGUGACAUCUAUCUACUGACCCAGAUAAUAAAACAGCAGAUCGGUGUGUGUAAGCUAUUCCACUUGAGGAAACCAUUUGAAAGGAAUAGCCUGAGCUGAACACCGUACCUGGACUGUGAGUGAAUGAAAUAAUUUGUAUUCACCGCUGGGAAGAUGAGGUAACUGGUGAAUCCAAAGCCCUGUUUACUUUGCAGUGUGUCUGUAUUGAUGCAUUUUCCAAAAUCCUUCGUGGAAAGUUGAGGGAAAUUCGUUGUGCAAAUCUCUCCGAAUAACUUCAAUAAGAUGAAGUACACCAUCAAUUCAAGUAGAAUUGUAAUAAAACUGCAAACACUAAA
Molecule: messenger RNA, 2621 nt
Organism: Pristis pectinata (smalltooth sawfish)
Lineage: Eukaryota; Metazoa; Chordata; Chondrichthyes; Rhinopristiformes; Pristidae
Gene: eif2d
Product: eukaryotic translation initiation factor 2D
Exons: 16
Coding region: 696-2198 (500 amino acids)
Biological process (GO): formation of translation preinitiation complex; translational initiation
Molecular function (GO): translation initiation factor activity; RNA binding
Source: RefSeq, a predicted model, not a curated record